CCAUCAGUCUGAACUCGGGAGGGGGAAGCGCUAGGCUGUGCAAACUCCCAGGAUUUACACUCUGCCAUUUUGAUCAGGACCGGGCCGACGUCGGAGUUCAGACGUGUCCAUCAAAAAACAAAACAAAAAACAAAGCAACAAAAAGUCAUGGCCUGAAUUAGUCACUGUUGCUGCUGCUAAGUUUAGAAGAAGACUUUUGAAUUCGGGGACAGUUAAUCCAACAAAGGAGGAGCUGUCGUUUUGAACCGGUCUGCAGACCUCUUUGGCCAUGUGCUCCACAAAUCACUCAAACUGGGUCACGUUUGAAGAUGACAGCACACCGCUCUCGUCACCUCAGAAGCCUCUGCAGUCCCCAGGACUUAUCAAAGCAUCAGUGCCGCGUCCCAACGGCCUGAAAUUAGUGCUUCCUCCAAUCAAAGAUACUUCCUGGAGCUUUAGUAGUUCCCUGGAAUCGCCUCAAAGUCACUCAAGUCUUAGCGGAAGUUCCUGUGUACCAUGUAGCACACCGUUUUGCACUCCUGAAGGUGGGGUUCCUAGCAGCGCGUCCCCAUUUUACUCCAAAACAUGGGACAAGAAGGCCUUCUCAAGGAGUUUUUCCAGCCCAGUUACCACCUCUGUUUUCUCUCCUGCACCACAGGCCCUGAAUCAAACAUCAGAUGGGCCAAGCCCUUUCCCUUCUUUCAAGGGGAAUUCAGGACACUUUAACCCGUUCUGGGAUGGACCUAGACUAAAUACGGAUGCGGGUAGCUCCUCCUCAGACUCUGAAUCGGACAACAGCCUUCCACGUUUCUUUAUACGGACCAAAGAUGGCAGUGAGCCUCAGCGUGACCAGCUUUCCUUCUCUGUUGUUUGCAACAAACUGGAAGGCCUACAUACGAAAAUCGACAGCCAGACAGAGACCGACAAAGAAGGGCAGAGGCGGCUAAGUUGCAAAAGUGAGGUGUUAAGUGAAGGUACAUCUCAGUUUGCGCCUCGCGGUUUGUUUCGUAGUCAGAAGAGAGACGGUUGGUCUAUCAUGCUCAGGAUUCCUGAAAAAAAGAACCGCAUGUCCUCGCGUCAGUGGGGACCGAUCUAUCUCCGCUUGUUGCCGGGAGGUGUGCUACAGAUGUUCUAUGAGAAAGGCCUUGAGAAGCCAUUCAAGGAAUUUCAGCUUCUCCCUCACUGCAGGCUCUCGGAUCUUAAACUGGAAAGCUACAGCGAGCCCCGCAAAGUCCUCACAGUCAAGGUGGAACAUUUCUCCUACACAGAAAAGAAGCGCUUUCACCCAAAGUUCGAGGUUAGUCACGAAGCUGAGGUAGAGCAGCUCCUCAAGUUUGGCUCCACGGUGCACGAUGAGAUCGAGGACCUAGUGGUCUCCAUGGAGGAGGAGAUCUUCAAACUGAGUGUCCCCCACCAGCAGAGGCGGCACUACGAGGAACAGGAGCUGUCGCUGCAGAUCACCGAUCACAUCUGGAUACAGCUAGAUAAGUGUGGGGGCGUAAUGGAGCAAACAGCCUUCACCCAGAUUCACUGUCUUGCUUUUCUGGAUGGACUAGGAGACUGUUUUCUUGCCCUUAAUGACCUCGGGCUGCUGCACUUUGACUCCAGCUAUGGCUCAGAGGAGGCCAGUGAACUCUGGAUGGAGAUUGCAGGCUACCAUUUCCACAAAUGCGUGAACGAGACAGAGUUUCAGAGGUCGCGACUGAUCAAGUUUUUGCCUCCUGAUGCAUGCAGAGUGGAGCUGAUGCGCUACAAAACAAGGGUCCUGGGUUGCACUGAAAUUCCCUUCUCAAUCAAAGCUACAGUAACGGUUCAAGGUGCCUACGUGGAGCUCCAGGCCUUUCUCAACAUGUCAACCACAUUCCUUUCUUGCAUGAGGGAGUCUGACACUCACUACCCGCUGUGUGAGAACGUUGUGAUCCGCGUUCCGGUGCCAGGCGACUGGGUCAAAGUGACACAGACGGUGGCCUUACUGCGACAGAGGUCUUUAAAGGCCCGCAUGAACAGAAAUGCCUGCUUGGGCUCAGUCACCGCUGCAGAUUCACAGCCUGUCAUGCAGGUGUCGAUCGGCACCGUCAAGUACGAGAAUGUAUUUUCGGCGAUCGUGUGGAGGAUCGACAGACUGCCUGCAAAGAAUAUGGCCUUGGAUCAUCCCCACUCGUUUUCCUGCAAACUGGAGCUGGGAUCUGAUCAGGAGAUCCCAAAUGACUGGUACCCUUUUGUCACGAUGGAAUGUGAAAUUGUGGGCGCGGUUGUGUCACAGACCAGGGUUAAAUCCUUGGGCACUGUGAAUGACAUCCAGCCGCAGAAACAUGUGACCAGUUGGACGCGCUAUCACUGUCAGGUGGAAGUGGAAAAGAAAUGGAUUGAAACAGAGUCACAGAGGCAGUCUGGCUGUAUGACGCAAUGAUGAUUAAAGACACUUACUAGAGGAAGUUAUUUCUUUGGUCUAAAAUGAUUUUCAAAAUCUUCUUAAAGGUGAAGGGAUAUUAAAAAUAACAGGGUGAAGCGAGACUUUCUGCUUAUAUCUGGUUUUAGAAUUCAUAAAAUGAUGCAGCUUGGUAGCAUUUCUGAUGGAGGUUCUAUGAUUUUUAUAUCCUUUAACUGAGACUGAACUUGUUUAGCCCUAAUAAACAAUUUAACACAGUCCUUAUACCUAGCACUUUACAUUUAAUAGAUUUAUAAAUUGUAUGAGAUUUACAGCUUAUACGAUUACGCUUGCGUCUGCAAUAUCUGCACUGUCCUCCAGAAUUAUCAACAUCAGUUAAUAAAUGCACGCCAAACACGUUGUGUAAUAUAAGCAACUUAAGUAAUGGCCUUUUGAGAUCAUUACUUUAGAGAGAGGUUAAAUAUCAACCGAUGCUACGGGUGGUGCUGCUGUGUUGUCCAUCUAUAUUUAAAGUUGGCACACUUUGAAUUUUUUUUAUUUGUACAAAAUCUUUGUGGAAAUGGCACGAAAAUGUUGGAUUGUUGUGUUUAAAGAAUGGUGAUGUUUAGGUAACAUCACAACAUAUAUUGGGUACUGAUAAUAUAUAAAGUGAGAUUUCUUUUUGUCUCAAGCAACAAAAGUAUUGUUUAUCUUGAGCGGACCCUUUGACUGAGGUUGUGUUGUGUUGGAGGACUGUAAUUUUAUUUAAACAAAUCAAUUCUGUAUCUUUCUGCUCUCUGGGUUGUGAAUCGGGUUUAUAUAUGAUAAUAAAAAAAAAAAAAGGGGGUGAAGGGCCAUACUGAACAAAAAGGUGUUUAUUGAUAACUUUUAUGUAUGAAGUACCUGGCUUAAGCUGGAUAUUAUAUACAUGAAAAAGUAAAAAAGAAAAAGCAAUUAAACCA
Messenger RNA from Neolamprologus brichardi, 3309 nucleotides. It is a transcript of the gene ston1, whose product is annotated as stonin 1. Gene Ontology annotation, biological process: regulation of endocytosis; endocytosis. Lineage: Eukaryota; Metazoa; Chordata; Actinopteri; Cichliformes; Cichlidae. The record is from RefSeq and is a predicted model, not a curated record.